CUCUUUUUAUACCAAAUAUAAUACUCAUAUGAAAUGUUGUACGUUAAUAUGCAAUAUAAUAUAAGUUAUAAUACAUGAAGAUAUAAUAUAGUACACAUAUUUACGAUAUAAUAUAAUAUAAUAUAUAACGAAUUUCUCGGUCGUCUUCUUACUAAUUGUCCAUUUAACAGGUUCGACUAUACAAGUGACAAAAACAAUUGAACAGAGAAGAUGAAACAGUGACCGCAUCAAGGAUGGAGCUUGGACUAAAUUUUGAUGAUACUUUUUAUGAAGACAACAAAAAGGAGUUGAAACCUUUGCCAACUUGUUACAAUGCAAAAUAUUGUUCAAUGCUUUGGUUUGAAGAUGCUGUUGCGAAAGAAGAUGAAGAAAAACUGCAGCAUCUCAAGUUUAGCGCUGAUUUCCAUUUCGGACAAGGAAAUUAUUUGGAGGCCAUCGAGAAAUAUGAGAAAGCCAUUGGACUUCUCCCAGAACAUAAUUCUUCAAUGCUCCAAGACAUGACAGAGUCUUUGGCCAGAGCUCACCUAAUGACAGGAGACCACCAUCAAGCCAUCCACAUUGCAAACAAAUUGUAUCAUCAAGCUGUGAUCCCUUCACAUCGUACACGACACCUCUACCUGCUGCACAACAUUUACACUGCUGUUGGCGACUCUGAAGAAAACAAGAAAGUCCUGCAUAAUUUGCUGCUGCUUCAUCCGGUCAAUGUCCACUUUUGGAUGGCUUUGACCAACUGUUAUUCACCAGAGGCUGCGGCUACAACUGACCACUGCAAUAGUCUACACCCACAUGUCACUGACCAUCACAUCAGUCCACAGCUAGAGACCACAUCCACAACUGGCCACCACAACUGUGUACAACCAGUGGCCACAUGUAGAACUGACCACCACAAUAGUCUACUGCCAGAGGUCAAGGACCUUCACAACUGUCCACAGACAGAGACCCCAUCUACAGCUGACCACCACAACAGUCCACAACCAGAUGCCACGCUUUUGAAAUAUCUAACUUGUCUUCAUCGAUGUUCCUCCUUACUGAUGCACACCCUGAAGACAACUUCAUCUUUUGUUAAGAAACGCCAUAAAACAUUAUUUAACAAGGUCAAUUCAGCAAUUGAACAAUUCCAGAUUGGCAAAUCAAUCACGACUACAAUCAAAGAGGUUGUGUCUCAAGAUCUCGGUUACAACACAGAAUUGCCGGCAUCAGACGACAAAUUGGUUAAUCAACAACAGGAAAAUCCUGAAAGUUUAUCAACAGAAGAUUUUGAGACAAAAUGGUUUUCUUGGAUCAAAAACAUGGGCCCAUGUUCUUAAAUGUUGACCAGAUGGAAACCAUUCCUGGUGAGGAAUUAGUUGAGGAGGCAAACACACAAUGGCUGCUUUAAAGUCUUGAAACAAACUCCUGUGGCAAGAUUUAAAGACAUCACAGACAGAUUCUAGCAGCAUCUCCUCUCAACUUUAGAGAAUGAGGACAAGUGACAUUCUUACAAGACUUUAUAUUAGAAAAACAUUACUUUCAUUAUUAUCAUAAUUGUUUUUUUCUAGAAUGUAAUGGGUUGGAUGGUUAUGCAAAUUUUGACAUUUGCAUAGAUUUUUACAGUUGGAUGUCCUUCAUAUUGAAGACUAAACUAUCCUGCAAGUGUUUAUGGCCCAUGACCAUGUUAGCAGUCAAAUCACAAUUACCUCACAGCCAUGGAACCAAUUCCAAGAGAAUCUAUUGUCUUUAUUUUCCACAAAAUAGUAUUACAAAAUAUUCAACCAGUUAUUUAGAAAGUCAUUAAUAUAAAAUCUGAAAUACUUGAUUUUGAAAUGUUUUAAUAAUUUAGAAUUUUUCCAUAAGGUAUAAACUAGAAAUAUUUAAAUUUCAGUGAAGAGUACCAGGGAAACAGGAUCAGUUGAGCCAUGUCUGAAUGAUGUUCAUCAUAAUCAACCCUGUACUGCACACCAUCAGUAGAGAAUUAGCAGCUGAAAUAAAGAAACAAAAAGAAACACCUUCAAUUAGUCUCCAUCGUAAAACACAUUUCUACAAAAGAAAAAAACUUCUAAUUUGUAACUUGUUGUACAUUUUGGUGGGUUUAGGUGAUCCCUCAAGUGGAAUUGCUAACACCAAAGUCUACCUGUAAACUCUUGAAGGGAUUACCAUUUUUGUAUAAACUAAAAUCUCUUCAGGACCUCAAUUCUGAAACUGGUUGCAACAAGCCUUCAAAAGCUUUGCUUACCCUUACAUAUAUUUUAAAGUUAUCAGUAAAGUAAUGCAACUCACUCAACCAUUAAGGCAUAAUCAAACCCAUUGUCAUUCAUGUAAACUCAGACAAGAAGAGUUAAUAUUAUUCCUUAGCAUUUAACACAACAGCAGGAGUAAGUUUUGAACUUGUGACCACUUGGUUACAAUUAUUAUUACCACUUACUAUAUUUCCAGGGUUACAACUAUUAUUAGCCUAAAAUUCACUUCUUUUCUCUCAAAAGUUAACAGCACAAUCAAAAUAAUAUUUCUAAUAAUUCCUUCUGUUUUAACAUUUACAUGUGAAUGAACAAUGGUUAACAGAGUUUGAAGUGAACAGUGGUUAACAUAGUUUGAAGUGAACAGUGGUUAACAUAGUUUGAAGUGAACAGUGGUUAACAGAGUUUGAAGUGAACAGUGGUUAACAUAGUUUGAAGUGAACAGUGGUUAACAGAGUUUGAAGUGAACAGUGGUUAACAGAGUUUGAAGUGAACAGUGGUUAACAGAGUUUGAAGUGAACAGUGGUUAACAGAGUUUGAAGUGAACAGUGGUUAACAGAGUUUGAAGUGAACAGUGGUUAACAGAGUUUGAAGUGGACGGUGGUUAACAGAGUUUGAAGUGAACAGUGGUUAACAGAGUUUGAAGUGAACAGUGGUUAAUUCGCUGGACACUGUUCAUUCCUUCAGCUCUUCUGGACCACUUUUAACUGCAGUUCUGUACAGCCUUUAACACUUAUCCCCUGUGUGGAAUGUGGCCCACUACUCUGCCUUAACUGGGAUUCAAUCAAAAUUUAGUGGUCACUUACCGUCACUGGAGCCAGUUGAUGCU
Octopus sinensis (East Asian common octopus) is the source of this 3042-nucleotide messenger RNA. RefSeq lists its product as uncharacterized. Gene Ontology annotation, molecular function: protein binding. The record is from RefSeq and is a predicted model, not a curated record. NCBI's taxonomy places the organism in Eukaryota, Metazoa, Mollusca, Cephalopoda, Octopoda, Octopodidae. The transcript is spliced from 10 exons. The coding region runs from base 234 to 1307 and encodes 357 amino acids.